Molecule: messenger RNA, 1415 nt
Organism: Odobenus rosmarus divergens (Pacific walrus)
Lineage: Eukaryota; Metazoa; Chordata; Mammalia; Carnivora; Odobenidae
Product: AN1-type zinc finger protein 6-like
Exons: 1
Coding region: 18-638 (206 amino acids)
Biological process (GO): protein targeting to peroxisome
Molecular function (GO): zinc ion binding; polyubiquitin modification-dependent protein binding; DNA binding
Source: RefSeq, a predicted model, not a curated record
GUGUGCAACAGAGGAACAUGGCUCAAGAAACUAAUCACAGCCAAGUGCCUAUGCUUUGUUCCACUGGCUGCGGAUUUUAUGGAAACCCUCGUACAAAUGGCAUGUGUUCAGUGUGCUAUAAAGAACAUCUUCAAAGACAGAAUAGUAGUAAUGGUAGAAUAAGGCCACCUGCUUCUGUCAGUAGUCUGUCUGAAUCUUUACCCAUCCAGUGCACAGACGACAGCGUCCCGGAUGCCCAGGCACCGCUAGACUCCACGUCUGCAUCUGUGCAGCCAAGCCCUGUAUCAAAUCAGUCACUUUUGUCAGAAUCUGUAGCAUCUUCCCAAGUGGACAGUACAUCUGUGGACAAAGCAGUACCUGAAACAGACCUGCAAGCUUCAGUAUCAGAUAUGGCACAACAGCCAUCUGAAGAGCAAAGCAAGUCUCUUGAAAAACCAAAACAAAAAAAGAAUCGCUGUUUCAUGUGCAGGAAGAAAGUGGGACUUACUGGGUUUGAAUGCCGGUGUGGAAAUGUUUACUGUGGUGUACACCGUUACUCAGAUGUACACAAUUGCUCUUACAAUUACAAAGCUGAUGCUGCUGAGAAAAUCAGAAAAGAAAAUCCAGUAGUUGUUGGUGAAAAGAUCCAGAAGAUUUGAACUCCUGCUGGAAUACAAAAUCCUUUGACCAUCUGCAAACUAAAAAUUGACUUGAGGUUUUUUUUUCCUAGUCAUUGGGAAUGUAGAGCAAUGUAUCUUGCAUAGACCUUUUAAUCAUGCGUGUCAUCAGAAGAAUAGAUUUUCGUUUUUGUUUUGAAAAUGACUCUGAACAUUUAUUUCCACUGCAGUUUCUGUGGCUGAAAAGACUUAAGUAAACUUUACAAGUAUUAUCCUUUUAAGAUCAUUUUAAUUUUAGUUGAGUGCAGAGGGCUUUUAUAACAAACGUGGAGAAAUUUUGGAGGGCCGUGAUUUUUCCAGUAUUAAACAUGCAUGCAUUGAUCUUGCAGUUUAUUUUCUCAUUGUGUGUGUACAUAGCUUUUCUCUGCAGCACGAUCUCUGUCGAUGGCGCCCCUCAGGGCACAACUAGUUACCAGUCACUGAAUGUAUCUUCAUCCUUACGGCUGCUUCUGGGUUUUCAUUAACAAAGGUUCUACAUAUGUUACCAUAUAGUUUCUUUGCACCCACUAUUUAUGUCUGAAUCAUUUGUCACAAGAGAGUGUGUGCUGAUGAGAUUCUAAGUUUGUGUGUUUUUAAAUUUUUUUGAGCGAGGGAAGGAAAAGCUGUAAGCAUUUCAUUGCCGACCGCAGGUUUCUUUCAGAUUAUGUUCAUUGGUCUGUGUGUAUACAAUAUGAAGAAUGAUCUGAAGUAAUUGUGCUGUAUUUAUGUUUACCCACCAGUCUUUGAUUAAAUAAAAAGGAAAACCAUAAAAAAGGGGGG